Nestor notabilis (Kea) is the source of this 1094-nucleotide messenger RNA. It is a transcript of the gene MYOZ1, whose product is annotated as myozenin 1. Gene Ontology annotation, molecular function: actin binding; telethonin binding; FATZ binding. Gene Ontology annotation, cellular component: actin cytoskeleton; Z disc. The transcript has 6 exons. The record is from RefSeq and is a predicted model, not a curated record. The coding region runs from base 136 to 1029 and encodes 297 amino acids. NCBI's taxonomy places the organism in Eukaryota, Metazoa, Chordata, Aves, Psittaciformes, Psittacidae.
GGACAAGCCUCCCCAGCAGCACCCAGAGACGGGUUAGGAGGAAGCAGCCCACUGCCGAGCUCUGGGACAGGCACUUGAGCUUGUCUGAACCUGGCACUACAAGCCUGAGAGCAAAGCAGAGAACCCUUUGUGGGAAUGCCCCUUGCAGGGACUCCUGCUCCUGUUAAAAGGAAAAAGUCCACUAAACUCAUUGGGAAGCUGACACAAGAAGUCAUGCCACAAGAGGUGUCCAAGCUGAACUUGGGGAAGAAGAUCAGCACCCCCAGAGAUGUGAUGCUAGAAGAACUUUCUCUCCUCACUAACAAAGGAUCCAAGAUGUUCAAAUUACGCCAGCUGAGGGUGGAGAAGUUCAUUUAUGAGAACAACCCUGAUGCCUUCACCGACAAUUCUGUGGAUCACUUUCAGAAGUUCAUCCCACCAGGAGGGCAUUACAGUGAAGAUGCUCAAGGCUAUGCCCAUGGGCGGAUGGUAGGAGGACUGACAGCUGGACAGCAUGGGCAGCAUGGCUCCAAUAAGCAGCAGUAUCCCAGUGCUCCUCCUAGGCCCAGAAGCAAAGGAGGCCCUAGGGACAGCAAAGGGGAGCAUGCUGAGGAAUCAACUGGGAGUGGUGAAGAAGGAGGUGAUGGUACUGAGAAAGAUGGAAAAUCAGGAGGCAAAAAAAUCACUGUAUUUAAAACUUAUAUCUCCCCCUGGGAACGAGCAAUGGGUAUCAGCCCCGAGGACAAAAGUCAGUUCACCAUUGACUUACUGUCAUACAGUCCCAAAGCUGAUUUCCCCCAUUACAAGUCUUUUAACCGGACUGCCAUGCCUUAUGGGGGUUUUGAGAAAGCAGCCAAACGGAUGACCUUCAAAGUGCCUCAGUUUGAUAUUUGCCCUUUGCUUCCAGAAUCUCUCAUGAUAUAUAAUCAAAAUUUCAGCAGCAGACCCUCCUUCAACAGAACCCCAAUACCAUGGAUGCCUUCAGGAGACUCCUCUGAGUAUCAUACUGAGAUCAAUGUGCCAAGGAGUGGUGAAACAGAAGAGCUGUAAAUCCCUACUGUCAAGACCUUCCUCAGCCCUUUCUAUUUGUAAGUUGAUAGUAAGGAGCUGAAAAG